GACGAUAUGUCAACAUCUUCGAACUCGGAUGUAUCCAGAAAAGAACGUAAUAAGAUCUAUUAAAUGUGGUUGGGAAAUCUCAUAUGAAUGUCACUCGGUGGAUUUCGUCAUUUUCUCUUUCGCCCUUGUGAUGGCGUUAAACUCACUUUUUUUAUGGUUCAAUGACAUUAAUAUGUAUCAGGUAAUACAUUUAAAAAAAAUUUUUUUUGAUUCUUCAUAUUUUCCCUUUAUUUAAGUAUACCUUUUAAUUUUAGAUUUUCUGAGCUGCUUUAAAUACUGUUUUAUAGAAAUGAAACUUUCUUUUACAAUCAAAGAUUUUUGGUAGAAUUUUUGAAUUCGUAUAUUUUUUUUUUUUUUCUCUAACCUUAAUUUUAUUUUAUCUGUUAUUUUAGUUCAUCAGCGAUGUCCAUAUUUCAAUAUUGGAUAUUCUUAUCUUCGUGUGUAUCAUGUUUCAUAAUCUUUGAUACUAAAACUACUUCAAUAAUUUGUUCAACAUCAAUUAUUCAGUCUCACCUGCAUCAAUUCACUAAUAUGGUAUAGUAAUAAUUCAUAUAGUUGUUUAUAUUAACAUUUAAGUAUAGC
Molecule: messenger RNA, 582 nt
Organism: Cinara cedri
Lineage: Eukaryota; Metazoa; Arthropoda; Insecta; Hemiptera; Aphididae
Source: the annotation of a GenBank genome assembly